AUUGUUCAACGUUGGUACAACUGAAUUUAGUUCUUAAUCGGUGAUCACUGAUAAACUGUUUUGUCAAAUGCAGUUGGUACGGUCGAUUCUAUAUGAAUACCUAUAAAUAUACGUUCCAUAGACGCGCUCAUGUACGCGAACGUAUACGCAUAUAUUAGUGUACGCAUUGUGUAUACGCAUAUAUAUUUCGAACGAUUGCGCACAGUACAAAAUAUCUGACUGACAGCUGGCAGCACGACACGCAGGAGUGGCAGAUCAUGUAACGAAUUCUAAUUGGAAAAGGUAAUAUCUGUUGGUUUGAGAGCAAAACCACUGCCAAGAUUAUAUUAGAAGAAUUAGCAGGAUAGGCAGACGCAGGCAGAACAGCGGGGGUGGGGGUGGGAGAUUCAGAGGCGGUAUGACACGACCUCCUAACAAUGACAACCUUAUGACCUUUAAAUUGGUCGUGGUUGGCGAUGGAGGAGUUGGAAAAAGUGCACUAACCAUACAGUUCUUUCAAAAAUUAUUUGUCACCGAUUAUGAUCCUACCAUCGAGGAUAGCUAUAUUCAACACACGGAAGUAGAUAAACAAUGGUGUAUUCUAGAUGUGCUAGAUACAGCUGGCCAAGAAGAAUUUAGUGCCAUGCGUGAACAAUACAUGAGGAAGGGUGAUGGAUUUUUAUUGGUAUAUUCUGUGACAGACAAACAGUCUUAUGAAAAUAUUAUCAACUUCCAUACUCAAAUUCUUAGAGUAAAAGACAGAGAUGUCUAUCCAAUGCUUCUUGUUGCCAAUAAGGUUGAUUUGGUACAUUUAAGAAAAGUGACGGAGGAACAGGGACGGGAAUUGGCACAUCGUCUGGGUAUUCCUUAUAUUGAAACUUCUGCCAAAGAUCCACCUCUAAAUGUGGAUGCUGCGUUUCAUGAAGUUGUACGCAUUAUUAGAAAUCAACCACCAGCUGAAUUGGAAAAAAAUCGUCGGAAACGGAGACGUACUGGAAAAUGCAAUGUUUUAUAAAGUCUUCAUAAUUUUAUUGGGAAAGGAGUAAGGUUUAUUAUUUACUAUUGCACACAUUUAUUCAUACAAAAAUGCCACAAAGCUAAAACGAAAUUUGAAACCUUUAGUCCUAAAAUAUGCAUUGGUGCUUAUGUUUAACGAGUAGUCCAAUAUUUCAUUUAUUACUAAUAUAUUAGAGUAUAAUAUUAGUAACUCUGUUCUAUUAUCAAUUAAUGUUUCUUCAAAUUGGUAUGCGAAAUAAGAUUCAGUAACAGAUACCACCAACUAAAAAAAAAAAAAAAAAGAACAAAAAAAAACAAAAAAAAAUAUGGCAUAAUUAUAUUCGUCAUAUUGUAUUCCGCAUCAGUUUAGAUUAAGCAACCAAAAGUACAUUGAUAAUAUUGGCUGUUCAUCUUAUGUAUGAUACGGGGAGACUACGUCUUCAUUCUUGCAUACACAUCAAUUUUCUACCAUCGAUAAUGUAAUAUGGAAUUGAACGUUUUUUAUUGCAUAAUUAUAGGGAAGGUUUUUAACUUCUCCUUGUAAGGUCUUGUCAUGAAAUGACUAUAAUGGUUUUAUAUGUCGACUCAGCUCAUUUUUAAAACGGCUGUCGAAAGUUCUAGCUUUAAGCAUAUUUAUUUUAUUACAAUUAUUUACCUCCCUUUUUCAAUUAUGGUUGAUCUUCUAACAUAAGAUACAAAGCUUCCAUAAAUUUAUUAUUUUCAAAUAAUUCUUAUUAUAAAUAAAAAAAAUUUUCUUUUUCUAAUAUAUA
Messenger RNA from Vespa crabro (European hornet), 1745 nucleotides. Its product is annotated as ras-related protein M-Ras-like. Gene Ontology annotation, cellular component: plasma membrane. The coding region runs from base 398 to 994 and encodes 198 amino acids. Gene Ontology annotation, biological process: signal transduction. The record is from RefSeq and is a predicted model, not a curated record. The transcript has 5 exons. NCBI's taxonomy places the organism in Eukaryota, Metazoa, Arthropoda, Insecta, Hymenoptera, Vespidae. Gene Ontology annotation, molecular function: GTP binding; GDP binding; GTPase activity.